GGGGCGCUGCGGUGUAGAUGCUUCCUACCGCCACAGAAGGGGGGUUUCCAUUGCUGUUGGUCUUCCACCUCUCCAAGAGGCAGAAUCCUGGAUGGCUCUCAGAGGCAUGAGUUUUUCACGCCUGAGCACCUAACUUACGUCAACCUAGCUUUGAAGAGUGGACCAGAUAUUAGUGAUGAGGUCAGAAUAAGAACCUACACAGAAUGGAAUCAUAGAAAUGUAGGGCUGGAAAGAACCUCGAGAAGAUGCCCCCUCAUUCCGAGACAGGAUUAAGGAUACCAAGCCCAUCCCUGGCACAUGUUUGUCUAACCUGGUCUUAAAAACCUAAAGGAUUUAUAGGUGCGUGUAGAAUUCAGCAGGUCUCGAGUCCCGACAGCAUAAUCAUUAUGCCAAAUUACACAUUCCCAUUUAGGAGAGUAGCAAGGAUGUAGCCACUUCUCUCUGUCCUUUCAUUUGUGACAUGCCCCCUCACCUCUGUGUAUCUUUUGAAUGGGUAAUUGGAGAGAGAAUCUCCACCAAUGCAGCCGCCUUGUUCCCUGGCUGCUACUUACGCAAGCAUGAAACAUGCCGGGACAUUUCACCCCAAACCAGCGAUGACUCUGAAGUGUAAACUCUUGCGUUUUCCUCUUUUUAGAGCCCCUCGCCCUGCCAGCCGCUGGAUGCUAAGCGCCUGGCGAACGAAUGAAUAAGAAGCUGACCAGGAGAAGGGACUCUUGAGCAACUGCUAAGAUGGGCAUGAGGAUCAAGCUACACAGCACGGAUCACCCCAACAACCUGCUGAAGGAACUCAACAAGUGCAGGCUGUCGGAAACCAUGUGUGACGUCACCAUUGUGGUGGGGAGCCGCUCCUUUGCUGCACACAAAGCGGUGCUGGCCUGCGCGGCCGGCUACUUCCAGAACCUCUUCCUUAACACGGGGCUGGAUGCCGCCAGGACCUACGUGGUGGACUUCAUCACGCCGGCUAACUUUGAGAAGAUCCUGAGCUUUGUCUACACCUCUGAGCUCUUUACGGACCUCAUCAACGUGGGCGUCAUAUACGAGGUGGCAGAGAGGCUGGGCAUGGAGGAUCUGCUCAAGGCCUGUCAUUCCACCUUCCCCGACUUGGAGAGCUCAGCUAUUACCAAGCAGCCCUCUGGGUCGGGAGAAGGCCGUUCGGGCCCUUUGGGCAGCACGGUGACAGAACCAAACCCUUCCCUGGGCGAACUCCGGAGCAGUGGGGAGCACUUUGGCCCUGAGCGGAAUUGCAUCUUGCACGGGGAAUUGGCAGGUGGCUACAAAGAGGAUGACAGGAAUCCCAUUAGUGAAGCCGGCCAUAACCUGCCUUUGAUGCAUCAACCGCUUCCAAAGACAGAAGAGCAGGAACUAACGGAGCAGUUUGCUUCUCCCACCAACAUGGUGUCUCAACCCAGCCUGGGCAAUGUAAACAUGGCCAUUCAAACCACUGCAAGUACCUGCCAGCCCUAUAAGAUCCAGAGCAACGGGGACUUCAGCAAGACCAGCUUUUUCGCUGCUGAUACCUCGCUGGACAUCUCCACCGGGAGCAACUCCUGCCCCAGCAACAGUGACCAUUCCAAAGAUCAGGGCUUCGGGCAGAUGGAUGAGCUGCAGCUGGAGGACCUAGGGGCGGACGAGCUGCACUUUGAAGAUGCUGGUGAAGAGCUGGGCCCUGUGGAGGAGGUCAUCGAGCUGAGCGAUGACAGCGAGGAGGAGCUGGCCUUUGAGAACGACAGCCGGGAGAGCAAGGCCAUGCCCUGCCAGGUGUGCAAAAAGGUCCUGGAACCCAACAUCCAGUUGAUCCGCCAGCAUGCGAGGGACCACGUGGACCUGCUCACCGGCAACUGCAAGGUGUGCGAGACCCACUUCCAGGACCGUAAUUCCCGGGUCACCCAUGUCCUGUCCCACAUCGGGAUCUUCCUCUUCUCCUGCGACAUGUGCGAGACCAAGUUCUUCACCCAAUGGCAGCUCACCCUCCACCGGAGAGAGGGGGUGUUUGACAACAACGUUAUUGUCCACCCCAGCGACCCUCUGCCCAGCAAGAUCAACCUGUUUGGUGGAGGGCCCGGCUCGGAGCUGGUAUGCACCGCCUGCGGGAAGCCACUGGCCAAAGAUUUCCACACUGUCCGGGGCCACAUCCUGGACCACGUGAACUUGAAAGGCCAAACAUGUGGCGUGUGCGACCAGCGGCAGCUCAACCUCUGCAGCCUGAUGUGGCACACCCUGUCCCACCUGGGCAUCUCCGUCUUCUCCUGCUCCAUCUGUGCUAACAGCUUCGUGGACCGGCAUCUGCUGGAGAAGCACAUGGCUGUCCAUCAGAGCAUGGAAGAGACUCUCUUCCGAUGCCAUUUCUGCAGCCAGAGCUUCAAGCUGGAAGCGGCUUACCGCUACCACAUCAGCCAGCACAAGUGUGGCGGCAGCCUGGACGUUGUCCGGCCCAGCUUUGGAGACCGGCUCCAGCAGCAAGCCCUCCAGAAGAGGAAGGUGCCAGAGGAAUUUCUGAGUGAGGACCUGGCUCUGCAGAACCAGCCAGGAAACAGUAAGUACAGUUGCAAAGUCUGCGGGAAGAGGUUUGCCCACACAAGCGAGUUCAACUACCACCGGAGGAUUCACACGGGAGAAAAGCCUUACCAGUGCAAAGUGUGUCACAAAUUCUUCCGCGGCCGCUCCACCAUCAAGUGCCACCUGAAGACGCACUCGGGGGCCCUCAUGUACCGAUGCACUGUGUGUGGACACUACAGCUCCACCUUAAACCUCAUGAGCAAGCACAUCGGCGUCCACAAAGGCAGCCUGCCGCCCGAUUUCACCAUUGAACAGACAUUCAUGUACAUAAUCCAUUCCAAAGACGCAGAGAAAAACACAGACAGCUGAUUGGGCGGUGCUGGUGGGGUGGGGGAGCAAACGCUAACUACAAAGUGGUGACUUCCCCCCCUCCCCAGUUUUAACGGUUGGACGUUGUGGAUGAAAUUCUCCUUUUUUUUUGGCCUUGCCUCGGGAUUUUUCUGUCGGCAUCCUUCCAGUUAACAGCACAUGAGCUAAACCAAGAAGCCCGUUCUCUUUACUUACCUCCAGUCCCAUUAGAGGCCGCUGAGUUCCGUGGGUUGGCGUUUCUUCCUGGACUUUGGAUCUAAUAAAUAGACAACUAUCUCCGUUGAGCAGGUUAACCCUAGUCUGGCCUCCCGCGGCUUUGAGAUCACACCUAGAUUUAUGCUGCUAUUAUCCUGACAGCCAGCCUCAGUACAGCCAGGACGGGAAGGUGUUGGACACGAAAACACUAAUUGGUUUUCUUCUAGGCUUUGCUGCUACUGGGAGGAACAAAGCAGAGUAUGGCCUUGCGGCCAGGGGAGCGCUCCAGGAGUUCGACUUGAUGCUUGAAAAGGGGGAUUAGUGCAACUUCUAGCCGCCCAUCUGAGCCAGGGCCACAGUUGCUGAUUGUUUUCUCCCCCCCGCCCCCCCGUACCUCUUCUGAAGUUUAAAAGUCACAUUUGAGAGGCAGGGAAAUGUAGGAGUAACAGAGCAGCCCUAGCUCGGGGCAGAGCUUCUUGGAGAAAAGAGGAGAGGUCUCUCUCCAUAAACUAGGCUAGAUUGUCAGGAGGGAACACGUUACCCUCUCUGAAGAGUCACUGAGCCAGGGGAAGCACAUAGCAAAUGCUGGCAGAAGGUCUGGUUUCCCCCUUGUUCUCCCCCUUUUCCCCACUCCCAUACCGAAGAGAAAUGUUUUUAGCAGAGAUCGUCCCCUCCAAGUCCCUGUGAUUCUGCGGCCUGCAGUAGCACGUUAAUGCUGCUGGGGCACGGAUCUAUAGCUCACCCCGCCCUCCCUAAGUCGGUAGUACAGAAGUCUGGGGGUUGGAGUGUGGAGUGCAUCACGCAUCCCUGUGCCCGUGCAAAGGAUGAGGGUGAAAAGAAACCAUUGCCUUAACUCCUGGGAAGGUGUCUUUGAAGGAAGAGCGUUCUCCCCGCUACAGGGUUAGCCCCCCACCUCGCGGUAAUGGAACGGCCACCGCGUCUGUGACGUGGUUUCUAUCGAAGGACAUCGUCGGGGCUGAUGUAUGUUUACCCCGUCUGCUUUCACCAGGUAACGCUGUAGCUUUUCACACACGCCCGCUGGUGGAGGUCGGGAUGGUUUUUCCAGCGUGACUGCCCUGGGGUGGGGAGUGGAAAGGUGUGAAUAUGACACAUGUAGCAGCAUGAGUUAGAGCUGUCCCUAGGUGACUUGUACUACCUCAUAACCUCAGGGCUUGAAGCUCAGGACUUGAAGCCACGGGAACCUGUGGACAGGCUCCCGCAUUUCUAUACACUCUGAACACUCUGCCAGCCUCUCCCCCAGCCCCCCAGGGAGCUUCUCUCUGCCACGUUGCCGCUGGGAGAGACUGACUCACCCUAGCUGCGCUCGAGGUAGCGGGCUAAAAAGAUAUUGCGACACUGGCCACAGCUCAGGCGAGCCCCAGAUCUGAGCUCGGGUGACUCGCUGGAACUGCCGCUGGUGCUGCAACAUCCAAGCUACUAUUUUUAGCGCACCUGCUUGAGCAAAACUAGCAGGAGUCUGUCUGCCCGGGUGGGGAGGCUCGGUACCGCUGCAGCGUAGACACCCUCAGAGGAGCAGCAUUGGUCUGCCUGGGGGCUAGGCGUCCCUUGGUUCGAACCCCACUGCUAACACUAACUUCACUGUGGCCUUGGGCAAGUCGCUUCACCUCUCUGCCUCAGUUUCCCCAUCUGUAAAAUGGGGGCGUUAAUACUUGUGGUACCUACCUACCUCCCUGGAGCGUGGUGAUGAUUAACCAGUUCAUGUCUAAAACGUGUUGAAGAUAAAGAGCACUUAUGAGUAUUAUUAUGUAGCAUCCUAGGGAAAUGACCCCUCACGUUCCUUUAAAAAAAAAAAAAAACCCUCUACCCCCACCCACGGGUGCAGUAACAGCCCUGCAGCAUCGUCCUUCUCCGUACUCUGCUCUCUGUUUCUGGGCCCUGUGAAACAAACACUUGUGAUAAAGGGUAAGAUGAAGACUGGAAGAGGAGUGAGCAAUAAGCAGAGACUGCUUGCUUAGCCUAGCGUGCCAGGAGUAGGUUUGCGGGAGGGGCACGAUGUCUGAGGGUGCACAAAGAAGGCAGGAGCUUGCGGUCUGAGGGGGCGAGGGUGUUAAGAGUUAAUUGUGCUGGGAACCCUGGGGAACGGAGCGAGUCUCUUGCUCAUCUCCUGUUGAUUAGAGUCAGGAGUGGUACCGAUUCCACCAGUCGGACUUCAUGCUCUAGGGUUGGGAUGGGAUUUGUGGAAGGGCAGCAUCCCCGACCGCAUUUGGAAGCUCCUGCUUUUUAGCAUGGUCAUCAGAAUCCCUUCCCGUCUGCAGCUGAUGGUGGUUGUUUCAGUGUAAAGGUUUAAUGCCCCAUCGGCACCUCCUCAAGCUGCGAUAAGGGCAUGUGAGUGCAGGCAAUGGAGGCAGAGCCCUGAAGGCAUCUGGCUGCGUUCGUCCAGGCAGUGCCAGAGCUCGCACGAGGAACCAACCACAGCUCCUGAGCAGAAACCUCCCCUGCUCCUGAGCAGAAGGAACCCUGCUGACCUCUGUACUGACGUGCGCUUUCAAACACUGGUGCCCCAGUCAAACCACAUGGCACUAAGAAAAACCCUAUGUUGGCGAGACCAUCGUCUGAGAUCUGCCCUCCACAGUCUGUGUAAUGUUAACCAGUUUAAGGAGUGCCAUAUGCAGACAUCCCUGGGUGGCUCCAAGCUUGGACCCAGCCCCUGGAUAUGGCCCUCCGUGGAAGGUGUUUAAAAGAGGAAGUGGAUGUUGAAAUGACAGAAUUCUAGUUCUUGAUUAAAUCUGACUCGAACUUUGCUAGCCCUGGCUGACUUCUGACUUCAUGUCGAACUGAACAAGCUAACCCAUGAUUGUCAUAGAGGGGAUGUCCUACACCUUUCCUUGCCCCACCUGGUGCUGACUAAAUGGACGGCAGGUCUGAGCCAGUCGGGGGGUUCCUAUGAAGGGUUUUCAAAGAGGCAAAAAGUUCUUGGGUGCAGGUAGCCAUCCGGAGGUCAUUCUGCCAAGUCCUAGAAGCCGUGUGGAAUGCUGCGGGGCCCUGCCUCAUGGUUACAGGUCUGCACACCCGAAUCGAAGCAGUGAAGCAAAAGCCUUUGCGGCAAAAAAACAAACAAAUGCUUGGACGCUGAAACACUAACAGCAAGCGACACCCUGCCCCAGGUCAGGGGAAGGGAAGGCUAACGCCUGCCCCCUUUUUCGUGACUCUGGUCUGUGCCUACGUCUACAGUAUGAGCUAGGGGUGUGAGUCCCCUUUUGUGUCCACAAACUCGUUGAGGUACAGUGAAGCCAGGGUGGCCCAGGGACCAUCUGAAACCGCUGGGUAUUUACUUGGCACGGCUAAGGCAGGCCCUGCUGCCGCUCCCCGGGCUUCGACUGCUCCGCAGCUCAGCGUAGCUCUCGUCAGUGGGUCGAGGAAGGGGGAGCUGUCGGCUCAGCCAGGGAGCGGCCAGAGCUCAGAUCCCUGCCCACUUCUGCCUUUGGCUUUUCCCUGGGUUAUAAUGACCCGUUUAGUUCUCCCUCAAAACACUCAAGAGAUUGGCAGCCAUUUGACUGUGUGCUUGCUUGUGGGCAAGUGAAAAAAAUUCCAAUUUGCAAAACUCUGUCACGAGUUCAAUCCCUUAGUUUCUCUGAAUUGGGAUGAGGCCAAAACCUGGGCUCUCCCUCCCAGCCUGGGGAUCCAAUGCCAGGAUCCAGCCCUCACCCUCCGGAGCGCCCUCCCUCAAUAUGUCAGACCCAAACUCCACGGGAAUCAAGUAGAGUCUUUCUGCUGGCUUCGAUGGGCUUUAGAUCAAGGCCGUAACCCCAGACGCGAUGACUAAUCUGCAAUGGGUCCCGGUGUCUUCCCUUGCUUGGGCCACCUUCUUUACCAUUCAGUUUUCUGCCUCCCCUUUGUCAUGGGGCUACCACUGGGUCCUGCCAGCCAGGCUAAGAGAUCAAGUAGUCUUCACGAGCAAUGUCCAUGCUGCUUUAUGGGGGGCAGGAUUAGGUGGAGUCCAGAGACAGAAGGAGUCUCUCUCAUGCUUUCACUCUGAAACCAGAGCAGGCUGCUCUGCUCCCUGAGGCUAGAGUCCAAAAUCUGUCUCCCAUGCCAGGCAUGUCCUGCUGAUGCCCCCGGCUCACAGAGUUGUUUUUUUGGUUUACUGCCUAACAAUUAUUCAUGCCCUGGCCCCGCUUCAGAAGCCAAACACUACUUCUAGUGGGAAAAGGUAACAGUAUUGUCUGGUAGACCAUACAGGGGGCUGGGAGAGAGACCCCCUGGGUUCUGUUCCCAGCUUUUCUACUGGCUCAGUGUAUGUUCUUGCAUCAAUUACCCCCCAGUCUGUAAACAUGAGGGACACUAAGAAAUACCUACCUCACAUGCGGGAGGGUGUGAGGUUUAAUUCUUGUUUGUAAAGAGCUUUGGGAUCCUUGGGGAUGAAACGGGGGCUUCUAACAGGACAACAUAUUAUCAACGAUCCAAGCGACAUUGUAGGGUUCUGUUUAAUCCCAGGUGCCUGCCACACUAAUGGGGCUUGAAGCAAGUUGCCCCGUCUCUAACCAAAAGGCAGCAGUGUCCCAAUGGAGAACGUAACCUUAUGAGACUGGUCUCUUUAUUUCUGAAACACAAACGGGGUUUUCUUUCAUUCUUUCCCUCUCUCGAAGGAUCCAGAUCUCAAAAAAAAAAAAAAUGAAGCAGAAAAGAGAGUUGUAAUUACUGUCUAACCUUUCCAUUAAGUUAAUAGUAGGUACUGACCUGAUAUUUAAGUGGUUACUAUCUAUUUGCUGUAAAGUUUUGUAUAUUUUGUAAACUCCCCCCGCCCCCAAAAUAGUAGAUGUCUAAAAUCGUUGUACAUCGGAUUCUUUUAUACUCCAUCAUCCAGCACAAAGUGUGGUUUUUAUUUAGAAUAAUAAAAUGGAAAACAGCCACCCUUUG
Molecule: messenger RNA, 7938 nt
Organism: Dermochelys coriacea (leatherback sea turtle)
Lineage: Eukaryota; Metazoa; Chordata; Testudines; Dermochelyidae
Gene: ZBTB39
Product: zinc finger and BTB domain containing 39
Exons: 2
Coding region: 730-2865 (711 amino acids)
Biological process (GO): regulation of cytokine production; regulation of immune system process; negative regulation of transcription by RNA polymerase II
Molecular function (GO): protein binding
Source: RefSeq, a predicted model, not a curated record